Molecule: messenger RNA, 3928 nt
Organism: Kockovaella imperatae
Lineage: Eukaryota; Fungi; Basidiomycota; Tremellomycetes; Tremellales; Cuniculitremaceae
Exons: 10
Coding region: 187-3765 (1192 amino acids)
Biological process (GO): deadenylation-independent decapping of nuclear-transcribed mRNA
Cellular component (GO): P-body
Molecular function (GO): protein binding
Source: RefSeq, a predicted model, not a curated record
AUCGACGCAACUCUAGGCUCGGUUUUCCUCUGCUUUCACUUUCAGAGCUCGCCAUCUUAAAGGGUCAAGACACCACAUCCCUGGUCUGUGUCCGGGGACAGAGGGUACCGCUGAAGCUUCAAAAAGCAUAAGCCAUACGAGCAUCGCCUGGUUGAUACUCGCUUCUCCCUCUGUAAUCCAUCCAACAUGAGCUCGAAUCGCUUAUUGGAUAUGCUGAAAUCAGCUACCACCUCUAUCCCGCCGACAACGUCGUCGUCUUCUCAGGGCUCGUUCGACCAGCAGCCCGAACCUUCGACGUCGUCAUCUGGAGGAGCUGAGACCUCUGUUCAAUCUGGCGGAUCACCGAGAGAACCCUCGCCAUCGCCUCCACCUCCAUCCCUUCAGGCAGUCUCCCUCUCCGAGUUGUUCGCAAGCAUGACCACAACGAAGAGCACUUCUUCCGCCCCAUCUCCUCAACCGCUUAAGUCGCCUCAGGGACCUUUGUCCCCACGUUCUGAUCAAAAGGCAAAGCUCUUAGGCAUGUUGAAUUCGAUUUCUCCAACGCCCGCAGUCCAAAAGCAGGAUGGAUCCGGAGGUAGUGGCGCGGCACAGUCCAGUAGCGACGAUACGGAGAAGACGAGACCGCCUAUGGGACCAUCGGCAGCAGCGGAAGAUAUCCUGCGCGGGAGUGAUGGGAUAGGAUCUCAGACGCGUCCCUCGACCAUUGGCCAGCCGGUCAUCCAUCAUCCCUCCGGUACCGACCCCACAGAUGAUGCGCCAUCUGGUUCUGAGACCCCUGUUUCUGGUCAUGCUGCUCCUCCCGCGGUGACCUCUCCUUCAUCUAAAGCCAGAUCACUUGAACCAGUAUCCGCCGGACCACUCAAGAAGGCAAUGUUCGAAUUCGUGUCCCCUUUCUCAGCAUUUGAACCCCCUCCCAAGCCCCCACCGGUCAAACAGGCCGACAAAGUGGAGACUGGACCAUCGAAUGGUUCCGUGUCCCCGAAGCCUCCGUCAGCAAAGCCAGAAGCGGGCAAAGCAACACCAGCUCUCGCUUCGCUGGCUGAACCUCCUAGAGUUCGACAAGCGAGCGGUGUGGCAUCUUCGGGGUCCAGCAAGGAUCUAGGGCUGCCAUACCUUCUCGGUAAAGUCGUCGCAAAGGGCGUGGAGGGUAAAGGACCCGAACGCCUCGGAAAAGAUGGCAUCAACAUUGAUCUAUCUCAAUCUAAUCUGGACUCGUUGGUUAAUUCGCCAGAAGCCAUCCAAAUCAUUCCCACGACUAUCAUGCGAAGUGAGAACGUCUCGUACCACAAGGGUCGAGAUGUGGGUCUCACUUCGACCUGGCUAGCGUACACCAUGUCGAAAGGCAGAGCACGACUCAUCGAUUACAACUCCGCUGCUAGGCUUGUCCUUCAGCUCCCACCCCGACACACCAAUGGACCCGUCCUAGACCUGGCGGUGACGUCCACAUUGGUAGCUAUGAUUGGGGUCGAUCAUUCCGUCACAGUCUUCCAGGUGCCCAAGAAUUGGACAAAGGACGACCCGCCGACCCAGAUGAUCCUGCACAUGACUCAAAAGGGUGCAGACGAUGAGGCGGACACCGCGAGUAUCGGUGCUCUGUUCCGGGUCGAAUGGGUCGAAAGGGGUAAAUCUGAGCCAUUGUUAGCUGUUGGAGGACCCAACGGUGUAAUCGUCUUUGAUCCGAUGAGCUAUCGAGAUCGCGACUUGGUCACACUUGCAGACGUCAGCUCGGAGCAUAAGCGACUGUCAACGGAGGGACGCCUCGUCGGGUUUUGCCUCAAUGCCAGCCAUCAAGCGAUCGGUCUGCUGUCCGACUCGUCAACAUUCACUCUCUAUAAUGUUUCUAAUUUGAAUCGCGUUUGGAAUCGUAAACUCCCCAGCAAGACCAAUGCCGAAGCUCCCAGCUCUGUUCAGUUCUGCGAGAGCAACAUCCUCGUCGGCAGAAGUAACAAUACCUCCUUUGAUCUUGUUCAAAUCACCGUCGACCUCGCCGUCCUCACUACUAUAUCCUUUGCCGCAAAGUCACCAUCACCUCCUCAUCUUCACUUUGGUCAGGCGGUAUAUGAUGCUUCCCAUACCAUACUCUGGAUCGCACCGUUCAGUCGUGGAUCUCUGUUCGGGUUCAAGUAUAAUCUCAAAGGGGUGCACCCAGCCAAAGCGAAUGAUCUUCCAGCAGCGUUCGAUAUGUUUGCAGAGUACCCUUUAGAACCAGUUCUCAGCCUGGUCAUUGGCCCCUCUAGAUCCACCGAAGACCAGACGGAAAUGUUUUUCGCCACGCCAAACGGGUUCAAUCAGGUCCAGAUCCCGAAGAUGACAACUGAUGCUCUUACUUCGGCAUCUGAGCAGCGGGCAGAGACCAUCCCAGCGCUGUCUGUUCCUCCACCUGCCCAGCCCAAAUCUACACCUUCUCAAGCGUCGAAAAGAGCUGCUAAAGGCAAUACGGUCCAAACCCCUGUCAAGCAGUCUCCCGCCUUGUCUGCGGCGGCUGUCUUUGCAGAUACAAAGGACACGUCGUUGUCCGGGACUGAGGCGAGCACGGACAAGGAAAAAGGCAAGGGAUCGACUCAGGACUCUGGCUCGUCUGACGAGAUCGCCAAGGCUUUGAAGAGGACCGAGAACACUUUACAGAGCAGUUUCAAACAGCUCAUUGCGAACCAGGUCGGUCCGAUAUCCUCUCGUCUCGAUUCACUGGCCACUGGUGGGCUUGCCGAUGAGAUCAGUGCCAAGGUCGAGAAGCAGCUCAAAGCAUCAGUCACCGCAGCUGUUCAGCAAGAAGUCAAGAAGACCGUUCUUCCCGCUCUGAACACGAUGAUUCAAUCGGAGCUCCGAUCUGCAGUCACGUCCACGAUUCCCCCGGCUUUGAGUACGGCACUGCAAGGCAUGCCUCGAGAUCUAGAAAGAACGCUGGCACCUGCUUUUCAGCGGAUCGUGUCGAGCGUCGUGCAGACAUCUAUCGACCGAGCAGUCCAAGACGCGUUGACCAACUCUUUGCUGCCGACGAUGGAUGCCGCCAAUGCGAGGCUUGCCGAACAGCUUCAAUCGGACUUCAAAUCGGAGAUGGUACAAAUUCGCAAAGACUUUUCACCUCCUCUUGCGGAGCCACAACCAUCCCAUGAACCUCUUCUCCGAGCCCUCGCGGCGUCGGUAGCGGAGCUACAGCAGCAAGUAUCCGCCUUGUCCGCUCAGGUGUCCCGCGGUGCCAGUCAGCGACAUGGGCCCCCUGAGCCAUCGAAUGCGCCUCUUGGACCUGCACCUAUAAUACAGUAUCAACCUCAAAAUUCCUACCAGUCUCAUCCUUCCGCUCCUCCUCUUGCUCCAUCCGCUCAACAGCCAGCCCCUCAGCUCCAACAGACUCCAGCUCAAUUGGAAGAUGCGUUCCUCUCUGCGCUCGGAGCUCAAAACACGGGAUCGACCAUUCAACUUGUGAACGAAUACUGGCCAAGAACGGAACAAAUCUUACCCACGCCUCCUGGUAAAAGUCCAUUGAGUCAAGCGGUCCUGUUGACCUUGUUCCAUCGUGCCGCUGUGGCUGUCAGUGAAGUCUCACCGUACGAUGCUCCCUUCUCAAGAUUGGCUCAGUGGCUCCGACGAGUGGCUCAGCUUUUGGAACCUCGAAAUCCGGAGACUGCUUCAUUCUACCCUCGUGUCUUGCCCGUCGUCCAGGGUAUCAUCAACAACACGAUCGGGAUGAUCAGUCAAAGAUUCCCGGGAGACGUGGAGAAUGUCAGGUUGUUGAGAUCUAUUCUCGAGGUCGUAGGUGGCAGGUGAUAAUAGCUUCUGGUGGAGCUGGAGAAAGGCCGGGUAGCGGCAGGAGAUCAGGGCGAAGGACUUGAAAAGAGACGAGAGAUAUCUGAGACAGACGACCGGAAUUACCUACUGUUCCUAAGCAUUACCAUCAUCUGAGGUCCUGUGUAUCCCUCCAAUCAUCAUG